UCGUGGAAUCUGAACCGGAAGAAAACAAUCUGUUGAAAGGCAAUGAAAAAGAAAAACUGAUAAGAAAAUGCCAUAAAAGUCCCAGUAAUGGAAUAUUGCAGGGUCUGGUAACAAGUAUAUAAGGCUUUCCAACCCAAACACCAGACUCACCAGCUCCAAAUAUACUGUAAACAUCAGUAGUGUGCAGGAUUAAUUCUCCAAGCCUUCAAUUUUAGUUCAGCAGGUUAAUCAGGAAAAUGAGCUGGGCAGGAGGAGAUUGGAUGUGCCCUGCAUGCCAACACAUAAAUUUCAAGAAAAGGGAAGCCUGCCAACAUUGCAGCUACCCCAAGUAUGGUGGCCCUGAUCCAACCACAUUCACAUACAACCGGCCAGGGGACUGGUAUUGCAUUGCCAUGAACUGUGGAUCCCAUAAUUACGCUAGCAGGUCAAGCUGCUAUAGAUGUGGUGCAAUGAAGAAUGAUUAUGGUGGGGGCUAUGGAGCAGGUAAAAUGUACGGCUCUGAUGGCAGUGUUCCUCCUGGAUGGAAAAAUGGUGAUUGGAUUUGCAGUAGAAUGGGAUGUGGAGAGCAUAAUUAUGCUAGCAGGACAGAAUGUUACAAAUGCAAAACACCAAGGGAUUACGGUGGUGGAGUUUAGCCAAGAAAAUGCAAUUACAAAGACCAUUUUUUCUUUUGGCUGAUUAAAGACCAUCUUUCUUGCCUUCUAUUUGCAGAAGAAUAAUAAUGAUGAGCUUUAGAAUUAUGAUCACGUUCGAAGACGUGCCCCUAUUCAAGGGCUUAGUAAUGUAUUAGAAUUUGGAAGGCUUUCUGGCUUUUGUAUGAUUAUUGGUGUUCUUACAUGAAAAUUAAAGAAUCC
Molecule: messenger RNA, 854 nt
Organism: Hevea brasiliensis (rubber tree)
Lineage: Eukaryota; Viridiplantae; Streptophyta; Magnoliopsida; Malpighiales; Euphorbiaceae
Product: transcription initiation factor TFIID subunit 15
Exons: 4
Coding region: 237-635 (132 amino acids)
Cellular component (GO): cytoplasm
Molecular function (GO): mRNA binding
Source: RefSeq, a predicted model, not a curated record